CAUUGGAAACUGCGCCAAUUUGUUUUUAUUUCUUUAACUCUUGGAACUGUGUUUUUCUGUACAAAUUAUAUUCUGUACGUUUGUAUGUACUAAAUAUUGGCAAAAUCAAUUAACCUAGCUACUUGCUAAUCAUAUAAUGCCUACUACACGAAAGAAAGUAAAUAAAACGAUUUAUAAGGAUGAAAACAGUGAAGAAGAAUGCGAACACUUUAGUGAUUCUGGUUCCGAAGCAAAAAUAUCAGAUGUAGAAUCUAGUACGGAUGAGGAGGCAGAAUAUCAUGUAUCUUCAGGAGAUGAAUUUAUAAACACAAAACGUAAACAUAUUAAAACAAAACAUGGAAAAAAGAAGAAACCUACCCCAUCUCUUUACAGUAAAUUAAAAUCUCAAAUAUCUGCUAACGAGAAUGAAAAGAUAGAUGUUUCACAUUCUAUUUUCUCAAUUAAAGAUCUAACAGAUGCCGACAAACUUUUACCGUCGGUACUGAAUUUAUCAGAAAGUGAUAGUAGUGAAGAUGAAUCGCCUAAAGCAAAGAAACAUGUACCGACGUCAGUCACUGAGAAGGAUCAUCAUGUGGAUUCAGAUAAUGAAACUAAUAUUGAAUAUAAAGAUGUAUGGGCAAAAAAUCUUCAAGAUGACAGUGAGGAGAUUGCAAAAAGAAAAUUCCUUGAGUUGGAACAGCAUAAAACAAAAUUUGAGGAAACUAAAUCAUCUAUUAAAAAGUAUUCUGCUAAACUUGAAGAAGAAAAAAGUGGUAUAAAUGUAAAAGACUUAUUAGCACUAGGUGAAGAAGUUGUUUCUCCAACUAGAUUAAUAAAACAGAAAGCUAAAUCAAAAAAAGCUAGACAAGAUAGUGAUUCUGAUAUAGAUGAAUGGGAAGAAGUUAAAGAGAAUAAAGCAAUACCCCAACAAGGUUUAGAACUUAUUGUUGAUUUUCCUGGAGCAGUUUGUAGAAAAACUAAAACAAUUGAUAUAGAAAUGAUGAUGAAACGUAAAAUGAAUAGAGUGAAGAAAGAAUAUCAAAUUUACAUGCACAAGGUGCAUGUUUUGUGUUGGUUAGGUCAUGGAAAUUAUGUCAGUCGUGUCAUUAAUGACCAGGAAAUUAUGGCAGCUGCAUUGAAAAUGGUCCCAGCAAAAGAAUGUUACCCAGGAGAACGAGUAGACAUGAAAUACAUAGAACAAAUAACAAUUUGGUACAAAGAUAAGCUAAUAUUAAAACAAGACAAAAAUGAAGACAAAUUUAGACCUAAAGCCCCACCUCUUAAAGAGAUACUACUGGGACAAAUCAAAAGUAGAAUAGCUACAACAAAAAAAUACAUAGUAUUUAUAUUUGUAUCAAUGUUAAGAGCUCUUGGUUUACAAUGCCGUGUGAUGUUUAAUUUUGUUACAUUACCUAUUAGACCACCAAGUUCAGAGCUAUGUUCACUUUCUAUAAAAAAAAAAAAUAAAAGCACUAUUGAAAAACCAGAUCAACUCAAUAAAUCUAGUAAUACUAAAGAUAAAGUAAAAACAUCUAGUAAAGUAAAAGCUAAUUCCAAAAUUUUACAAGUUGAUGGCAUUGAUGACAUAAACAUAUCUUCUGAUGACAUUGAUUCAGAAAACAUAUUUCAAUUAGAUGGAAGUAAUGAUACACUAAGUGUACAAACUAGAAAGACUAGAUCUACAAAAGCUAAAAAUAUGGUUAAUGAACAUGACAUUAGCAAAGAAGAUGUAUCACCACCAAAGAGAUCAAAAAAAAGCCCAAACCUUAAUUCAACAAAGGUGUCUAAAACAAAGGAAAAUGUACAACAACAUGCUAUCUCUGUACAGGAAAAAGAUAAAAUUGAACCUAAUAAAAGUAACAUAUCCAAAGUAACUCCAAAGAAAUCUAAGGAUUACCUUCCCCAGAAUAAUGAUAAUCAAGUAACAAAUAAAAAAAGUAGUAAUUAUUUGUCUCGUAAAAGUGGAAAAACCGAUACUAAAAAUAGUUUAGAUAAAAAAAAUUCCUUACCAGAAAAAAAUAUAACUGAAACCAAACCACCAGAAAUUGUUAUUACACAUGAAACUGAAAAUGUAUCUAGUGAAUAUUUUGAUAAUAAAGACCUCAAUAAUAGUGAUAAUUUGCGACUUUCUAGAAAAAGAUCCAGAACUACUAAUCCUACUCUUUCUCAAAAAAGUGUUAAACCAGAAGACCCAAAGAAUGUUAUUAAAAUCAAAUCAAGAACAAAAAGUGCUCCAAUUAAAACAGAAACAAGCAAAUAUUUUAGUGACAGCGAUGAUAAGAAUCAAAUUAAAAAGCCUAAGAUAAAAUUAGGCUUAAAAUCUAAUAAAUCAAAGAUAGAUGUAAUGGAAGACAAAAAGCGUGUGAGUCACAGAGAUCUUACAAAGCCAAAAACAAAUUCUAAGAGUGAUAUUACUGGUGAUUUGGUAAAAAUUGUUAAGAAUCGGAUCAAAGAAGCUAAAGAGGAUACAAAGCAGCAUAUUGUUAAAGGUAAAAAUAAAAAAGAUUCAGAUGAAGACAGUGAUUUCUUACCAGAAGAAAUUGUAAAAAGCCGGGAAUCUGAGAGCGACAACGAUUUCAAACCAUCUAAAAUCAGUCCAAAACCGAGUACUAGUCGUAAACCAAGCACAGGUCGUAAAAUAGAUCGUCGUGUUGUGUCGACAGAUGAUGAAGCACCUCAGAAAAAAAUUGAUGUUUGGUGUGAAGUAUUUGUGGAGGAGCUUGAGCAAUGGGUUUGUGUUGAUGUUAUUACAGGAAAAAUUCACUGUGCCGAUUAUAUUUAUGGUCGGGCAACACAUCCUGUAUGCUAUGUUGUUGGUUGGGACAACAACAAUUAUCUAAAGGACGUGACUCGUAGAUAUGUACCACAUUGGAAUACAGUUACAAGGAAACAGCGUGUAGAACCUGGUUGGUGGAAUAAAGCCAUAGAACCCUGGCUGGGACCCAAAACUGCCAAAGAUAGAGAGGAAGACCAAUAUUUGGAUAGAAUGCAAUUAGAAGCUCCAUUGCCUAAAAGUAUUGCAGAAUACAAAAACCACCCAUUAUACGCCUUGAAACGUCAUUUAUUAAAGUUCGAAGCUAUAUACCCACCGGAUGCAGCAACUUUAGGCUUUGUGCGACAAGAGGCUGUAUAUGCUAGAGAGUGCGUCUAUGUUUGCCGGUCCCGAGAUACAUGGCUCAAAGAAGCGAAGGUGGUACGUUUGGGUGAAAAUCCAUACAAAAUAGUGAAAGCAAGACCUAAGUGGGAUAAGCUUUCUAACAAAUUAAUUACUGAUAAACCACUUGAAUUAUUUGGGCCAUGGCAAGUUCAAGAUUAUGAGCCGCCGGUAGCAGAGAAUGGAAUCGUUCCUCGUAAUGCAUAUGGAAAUGUCGAGCUAUUCAAAGACUGCAUGCUUCCUAAAGGAACUGUCCAUAUAAAAUUGCCUGGCCUUAACAAAGUGGCCAGAAAAUUGAAUAUUGAUUGUGCACCAGCAAUGACUGGGUUUGAUUUCAAUGGAGGCUGGAGCCACCCAGUUUUUGAUGGAUUUGUAGUUUGCAAGGAGUUUGAGGAAAUUGUCACAGAUGCAUGGAUAAAGGACCAAGAGGAACAGCAACGCAAAGAAAUAGAAAAAACAGAAGCAAGAGUUUAUGGUAACUGGAAACGACUAAUAAAAGGACUAUUAAUAAGGGAGCGCCUAAAGUACAAAUACGGGUUCCAAGAGCCAAGUACCAGUGCAAUGCAAAGUAGCAAGAAAGGAAAAGGACCUAGAUUUGUUGUUAAGAAAAAGACCUGAAUCAAAAUUAAAAGACCAUUCAUUAAUUGCGUUUUAAUUGUUGUUGCUUUUAGUCUUAUAAUAAUUCCUCUUAUUUUAAUAAAAUCGUAAAUGAUAGUUUGAUCAUUGAAAAAAAAAAAACAGAUGUUAUGUUGUGAGUUGUGACAUUAAAAUUGUUUUCAAUAUUUUUUACAUUUCGUUAUAUAAUUUUAGUUUAGUUGUUGAAUUCCAAUGAUUAUGAAUCAUUUGUUAAUUGUAUUUUGUCAUAUGAAUUUACGGGUAUUUUAAUAUAUAUUAAAUGUAUCUGUUUAUAGUCUAUUUAUCUAUACUUUAUUAUGUAAACAAUUACCACUCCGAUAGGAUGAGUUCUCUAUGGUAUCACUUAUUGAAAUAUAAAAAAAAAUCAUAUACACACGUGUGUGUCUUAUGUAUACUUUAGUUCUGAUAAAGAAAAUUUUAAUUAAUUAAUAAUAAUUUUCAUCAACAUGAUACAUGUGAUAUUUUGUAAGUAUACUUUAAUAAACAUAAUUCAUCGGACGAUGGACACAUGAUAGCUAAUUAUAGAUGAAUAGACCUGGUAACAUGGAUAAUUUUCUAUUUUCAAUUUGUAAAGAAAGGUGAUCCAUGUACGUAAUUUUAACCAGCCAACUUAUACCGACUCUUGAAUCAGCCGCCUACUAACAAUUAAGAUUUUAAAUUUAGUUUUAAGCAGAUGAUUACUUUUAGAUUUCUACAUUGGAUUGUCUAUUGUACUAAAAAAAAAAUCAUAUUGCCUAUGUCUUUAUUUUAGUGAUAUUGUUAUUUUAUAAUGUUUUAAUACUUAUUAUUUCUUACAGAAUAAAUUGCAUGUGGAUGUUUACUCAUUUUUGAAUAAAUGAAAAGCAAAAUUCAAUAA
Messenger RNA from Galleria mellonella (greater wax moth), 4625 nucleotides. RefSeq names its product DNA repair protein complementing XP-C cells homolog (gene Xpc). Bases 137 to 3751 code for a protein of 1204 amino acids. The record is from RefSeq and is a predicted model, not a curated record. The transcript has 10 exons. Gene Ontology annotation, cellular component: cytoplasm; nucleus; XPC complex. Gene Ontology annotation, biological process: nucleotide-excision repair; mismatch repair. Gene Ontology annotation, molecular function: damaged DNA binding; single-stranded DNA binding. Lineage: Eukaryota; Metazoa; Arthropoda; Insecta; Lepidoptera; Pyralidae.